Dromaius novaehollandiae (emu) is the source of this 6976-nucleotide messenger RNA. It is a transcript of the gene PPM1K, whose product is annotated as protein phosphatase, Mg2+/Mn2+ dependent 1K. Gene Ontology annotation, molecular function: protein serine/threonine phosphatase activity; cation binding. The record is from RefSeq and is a predicted model, not a curated record. The transcript has 8 exons. Gene Ontology annotation, cellular component: cytosol; mitochondrion; nucleus. NCBI's taxonomy places the organism in Eukaryota, Metazoa, Chordata, Aves, Casuariiformes, Dromaiidae. Bases 337 to 1455 code for a protein of 372 amino acids. Gene Ontology annotation, biological process: peptidyl-threonine dephosphorylation.
GAAAAAGGGGAGCCUUUUUCGGGGAUUGCUCUCGGGAGGCGCCUCACACGGUCCGCUCGGGCACAGCUGCCCGGCUGCGUGCGAGAGGCGACGGCGAGCGCGGCACGGCGGCGCGGAGGGAGCUGGCAGAAGUGAAAUCAAAUGUGGGAUUUGUAAAUUGGCAACUUUUGUCGUGCUGUAUUUCACAGACGGAAGUUAACAUGCUGUUGUUAUGAGUCCGGGGUAACAAAAGAGAGCAAGUCAAGAAAUUUUCUCAUUGUUCUUGAAGACAUUCCAGCAGCUGCAUAUCUUUUAUUCCUGAUCUUUUAUUCCUACAAAUCUCUGUGAAGACAAGUUAUGUCAACAGCUGCUUUAAUUAAUUUGGUUAGAAAUGGAGGGUAUCAAGUAAGAAGGAGAGCCCUGCUGACAUCCCGCCUCUUGCAAGACGAGAAGCGUCCGGCAGCCGCGGGCUACAGCUCCACCUCCGAACACCGGGCCUCCCGCUUCGAAGCAGACGGGAGUGGGCGACCCGCCACAUGGGACACCUUUGGCAUCUGGGACAAUCGCAUUGAUGAACCCAUCCUCCUCCCACCGAGCAUAAAGUAUGGGAAGCCAAUCCCAAAAGUCAGCCUGACCAAUGUGGGCUGCGCUAGCCAUAUUGGGAAACGGAAGGAAAACGAAGACCGGUUUGAUUACGCUCAGCUGACAGAGGACAUCCUAUACUUUGCAGUAUAUGACGGACACGGUGGGGCGGCAGCAGCUGACUUCUGUGAUAAGUAUAUGGAAAAAUACAUUAAAGAAUUUCUUACUCAGGAUGAAAACUUGGAAAAUGUUUUGAACAAAGCUUUUCUAGAAAUAAACAAAGCAUAUGAAAGCCACGCUCAUCUGUCUGCUGAUGCAACUGUGAUGAAUGCUGGGACCACUGCAACAGUGGCCCUGCUCCGGGAUGGUAUUGAGCUGGUUGUGGCAAGUGUGGGAGACAGUCGUGCACUGCUGUGUCGAAAGGGAAAAGCCAUGAAACUCACCAUUGACCAUACUCCAGAAAGGAAGGAGGAGAAGGAAAGGAUUAGGAAGUGCGGUGGCUUCGUUGCCUGGAACAGUUUGGGACAACCACAUGUGAAUGGUAGACUUGCAAUGACACGGAGCAUAGGAGAUUUGGAUCUUAAAAACAGUGGUGUGAUAGCCCAGCCAGAAACAAAACGGGUUCAGUUGCACCAUGCAGACGACAGCUUCUUGGUCCUCACCACAGACGGUAUUAACUUCAUGGUGAACAGCCAGGAGAUCUGCGACUUCAUUAACCAAUGCCAUGAUCCGGCUGAAGCGGCCAAUGUUGUUACUGAGCAGGCAAUACAAUAUGGCACUGAGGACAACAGCACCAUUGUCAUAGUGCCAUUUGGAGCAUGGGGUAAAUAUAAAAAUGGCGAGAUCAACUUCUCCUUCAGCCGCAGCUUCGCCUCCAGUGGGAGAUGGGCAUGAUGACCUGCCACAACUAUCUUUUCCUGCAAUAAUCUGGAUGCAGAGUGCUACAGGAGAACACAUCUGUCUGUUCAUAGGUUGACUCACUGUCUUGUCCAUCUCUUCUCAGUGUUACAGAAGAUGCCACUGCUCCCUUGGUGGGCAAUGCCCCAUUGUUGCUUAUGGCUGAUCACGUUUUACCACUUAUUUAUUCGAAUCAGCAUUGAGGCAGCUAUGUCUUCAUGUUUCUGGUCCCAGCAGCUCUUCACACGACUUUGUUCAUGUAGACAGGCUUCUGGGCUUUCACCCUAGGCUGGAGGUGUUGCACAUUAGUUUCAUACCAACUCUUAUUACCUAGGACCCUUAGUUAUUUAGCAGCUGUCAAAGUCUGAGACUCUGAGCCAUCCACCAGCUUCUUUGAACAGUACACAGGGGAACAAACGCAAAGCUUUCAUAGGGAGACAGAAGGUGGGUUUGGUGUCUUCCUCUGGUAUACAGCCACGCAAAACUCCUCUGUGCUUCAGGAGAAGCAGGUGAAAAGUAAAGGGGAAGUUUCGGGAAGUAAUUAGCCUGUGCUUCAGUCCUGAUGCCAGUGGCACUGGCUGUAGCCGACAUUUUUAAGACAGUGCUGCUUUGCAGGGCUUUAUGCUCUCACCGCUGUGAUUUGUGAUCCUCUGGCUCCAAGGGCACGGAGCGGGCUGGAGCCGUGCACUGUGGGAAGGGAAUAUCUCCAUUUCAUCUGAAGCCCGUGCAGUCUCUGUGGACCAUGUAGCAGCCCCCUUUCACCGUUGUUUUUGGUGUGCCAGUGCGUGACAGGAGCACGUAGGAGGGAAAUAGCUGCACAUUUUUGAAAUCCAGAGACUCUGUCAACUUGAUUUUUUUUUUAAACUAAUUUCAAAGAAUUUUCUAAUCAAGAUUCUUUGGAUGUAUAAGACAGGAAAGUUUAUUUCUUCAUAAAUACCUGAGGAUUUUCCUGCCCUCCACUGAAAGUUUUCAGUUGGUCGUGAUCUCCUGUGUAUCCUCACAGUAUACAGGGAGCUGUAAAAUGCACAAAGCAAGCAAGCUAGGGAAAGGAGAGAGCAUUUUAUUAACAUAAUUUUUGUAAGCUUUGGGUGGUGCUCAUAGUAGAUGCCAGAUACUCAGCCAGUGAGAGUGUAAUUUUGUACUUAAAGGGAGAACAUCCGUUUCCUCUUCCCUUUUUGGUGGGAGCCUGUGUCCAGUGAGGCACGAGGGUCCAGACUCUUGAGCCAGCUCAGACUGCUGCUGUGAGAGGGACCGCAGGUGACACACUGGCACGUUAGCAGCAGCUGAAUAUCUGAGCCAGCGUGCCUCUUUCGGACCUUGUUCUUCCUCCACUCCAAAUCAGGUGUGCAGCUCCCUUGGCCUCUGAGUUACCCUGUUGUAAGGAGACAUGGGUAGAGAAAAAUAGGGCUCUUCUCUGGUUUGCAACAGUAUUUUUCAUUCUGUGGAUGUUUCCACCAUGACAGUUGUAAAAACAAACCAAAAAAUAAAUGAAAUUGCCUGUACAAAGCCACCUUACAAUCAGGAAAAAUAUUUCUGAGAUGCCUGGUCCGAUUUUCAUUUUCCAGCAUGAAGUAUGUAUCUUUCUUUCUUUAGCCCUUUCCAGGCCCAGGGUUACACCUUAUGCAGUCAUUCCACGUGUUUUCUUUGCCUCUGUUUGAAGGCCUGGGAGCACCCCACAGAGCACAGUGUUGUACUGACAGCAGUAAGUACUUUGUGUAUAGAGAGUGUGCUGGUUUUGUCCCAUCACUUGGUGUAUUAUAUGGUGUAUAUAAUGUGUAUAUUGGGUUUAUAAAGUAUGAAGAGUUUGUGAAACAGUAUUUGUAAAUCUCUCUUGUACCUGAUACUAUUAUCCAGGCCUCUGUAAUGAGUGUAUCACUGGUUUACGGUUGUAAUCCCUUCUCUCUCCCCAGUUUUUCUGGGUUUGGGUUCAGUCUUCACCUGAAGCCAAAAUGCUUGUCAUGAUCCUCAGUUUGGCCUUGCUCUGAUGAGGCAAAAGGGCACUUUCAGUUGUUAACAGCCAGAGCAGGUUCUCAGCCUGCGGCAAAAGUUUGAAGAUUCCCACAACCCAUUUGUAGCAGAAGUGGCAAAACACAGCUUCUCCUGAGCACUUGAGGAGAGGUAGCAUUUAACAGAGGUUCAGAGAGCUGGUCUGGGAAUGUGGUUAUGGCCAGUUUGUGCUGCAGUGUGAACAGCUGAUAGCCUUUCUCCUAAAGAAAAAGCAACUUGCUAAAACAUGAAAGCCACUAGUCCCUAGGAAAGGGUUAACCACAGCAGGCACCAGUCUUGCUCUGGGCACAAUGAGGAAUUGCAGUCAAGCUCUGGAGAGGGAGUUGCUGUGGAGGUGGCUUUGCUAUCAAAUGUCAGACAGGCAUGAGCAGUGUCAGGAUCUGGACAAGCUCCAUGGAUGCUGUUUCCUUCCAAACGCUGCUCAUUUCUGUUCAGCCAGCAAGCCAUCUAUCAAGACAGAAGAUACCAUGGGUGCUGGGGGCAUUUCUGACUGAUAAACACAUACUGCUUUUUAAGCAUGUGUAUUUGAGCAGUACUGGAUACCUGCCAAGCUGAACACAGGCUAUUAAAUGCAGGUGGGUAAUGAGUAACACUGCAAAUGAGGAGCAGGUGCUCUGAGGAAUGUCUUGGAAUUAGAGUAGCUUCAAGGCAUUGACCUGUAUCUGAAAUGAAAUGAGAGUUUCUAUUCGAAUUGUUUUUUGGGGGCAUUUUUAUUUUAUCCCUAUUGGAUAGCCUGAUUUUACAGAGCAUGAAAGCUGUUGGUGUUCUUUUUAUUUCUUCUCAGGUCCUACUGCCUAGUUAUCCUCUCAAAGAAAGGAUUCAUCAGGAACUUCUUUUUAUUUUGAAAGGAAGGGAUAAGACAGAGCUUUGCAAAAUAGAUGAUGGUUAGGUAAGGUAUCUUUGCGGUUCCUAUUAAUGCCUUUAUAGAAUCACAGAAAAACUUAGGUUGGAAAGGACUUCUGGGUAUCAUCUAGUCUAAUCUCUGGCUCAAAGCCAGGCCAGCUUCAGAAUUAUAUGCUGUAAUAAAGAGACAUCUAAUGACAUUGAAAUACAGUGACUGAAAAUGGAUGGGAGGAAGUAAUUUGUCAUACAGAACAGUUUGCCUGAGUAACUCCUUGCCACCAGACUGCACUGAAGCCAGAAGCUUACCAGUAUUUGAAAAAGAGCAGGCACUUUGUACAGCAGCAGAUAAACUUCACAAAUAAAUUAGGCAGUACAUAUGUGUAUGUAACAGAUGCAAGCCUUUUUGCAGUAGAGCAAAAGCUAACCAAUAACUGAUGGGGGAUUAUGAAGAUGCAUUUCUUAAGUGCAGCUUAUUCCCUGUCUGUCCACUGUAGUCAUUUGCAUUUCAUUCUGAAGUAAAUAACUACUGAUGAUGAAAUGCUUUGCUAAGUUGCACAAUAAUCUGCCUGAUCCUUUUACCUGUAAAAACAGGGGUCCCUGCACACUGGUUUUUGCAGAUACUUCACUCAAUGCUGCACAUUGCAACAUCCUGCGUGCCUGCUUGGAAAACAUCCAUUUCCAUCCAUUCAGUCCGUCACUAGGGCUGUUCUCCUCCUCCUGAACUACAGUCCUGCUUUUUUCAGCAAAGACCAGAGUGAACUCCCCUAGGAUUUAAUGGCAACUGCACCAAACCUCAUUUUUCUUCAAGGAGUCAGGAAAAACCUUCAUUUUCUUUGGUGAUGGAGCUAUUAGAACAAAUUACUUUCUUUGCAUUUCCAUUUUGGGGCUGUUUUGACACUGAUUCAGUGUUGACAGAGUGGGCUUUGCUGACAAGUUUAUGCAUUGAGUGGGAUGUGGGUUUAUAGCACUGAACUUCGAGUGCACUGAAUAUGAAGAUAGAGGGUUAAAGCCAUGUCAGGGGGCACAGACAUGGUUUGUUGUAAUGGUACCAGGGAAUCAAGUAAGCAGUGCCUUGUUAGUGUCCAGCCAGCAAACCACUUUGGUGUGGGGUUCCCCGCCAGAGCUAGGUACUGCUGUGAUGAAGCUGUGUUGUAGCUUUUUCAAUCUAGUCCGUAAGCCUCCUGCUUCCUAUAGCAGCUCCUCAGGCAACCAGCUUUAAGCCCCAGGGACCAGCAAAAAUUCUCUUGCCUAGUAGAGAGAUCCUUUUAAACUGAGGAACAAAAGCCAAUUGUCUUUAUAAUGACAGUUGCCUACUAGAGGGGUUUUAUUUUUGCAAGACCACUAUAUAGGUCUUCAAUUUUGAAUCAAAUUAAAUAGAAUUUUAGUUCACUCUCUAGCUCCCUGUCUUUCAUGUGCAUCUGUUGUAUCAAUGAAAAGAAUUUUUUUUAUUACAGAUCAACCUGAACAUUAAGGGUGACCUGCUGAGCAAACAGUAAUAAGUGUUUACUUUUUCCUACCUUUUUAGGGCUAGAUUCUGAACUCCAUCAGAUCUGGUGAGAAGUAUUUUCUUUCCUGAACACUCCCCCUGGAGCAGUGGCAUCUCUCAUUACAGGCACUGCAGAAGGGUGGCCUGGGGGCCCAGAAAGGCAAAAAAUGUUGUCCAGCUAGUUAUUCACUUUCAUUAUGAGGAUUUGGAAAGCAUGGAUGGCCUCAUAUUUCUGGAGGAUUUACUAGGAGAGGUGCUGAGAUUGUAAACGGAGUUCCAGCUUGCCUUCUCCUCCAUUGGGAAAGUUGGGUUUCAGGCAUUGUAGAGGAAACGUGGUAGAAACUUUGCAGCCCUGAGUUAGGAGAGGUGGUGUCUCAGGAUGGUGUACAACCACAGUGCAAAAUACCGAAAGGGGGGUGAGGGGUAGUUUGUUUUAUACAGCACUUAUAACCAGUCCCUUUUGGUCUGAAAAAGCCUCUGUGAAUAAUCGCGGAGCACAGUCUGUGGCUGAGAACAGGUGUGGAGGAAAAGCAGCAAUAUUACUGCUUGUUACAUACGUGGGGAAAUGAAAAUUGGUAGGAGCUUAGACUCACCGCAGGACUUCCACUGACUGUUACAGGAUCAGGCUAUCAGGUCACCCUUUCUGUCUCAGCAGGCAGAUGUGCUGUGGUCCAAAGCCUUGGGGUUUCUAGCCGAGGGAGAAGCAGGAAACAACAGACACCAGUGAAACUGAUUUAAUAUUAAUUCUUGUUAUAUAAAAUCAUUUGGGGACUGUUAGGUCCACUGGUCACUUACCACACAAGCCAGAUGUAUCGUAUUGCAAAUGUCUUGGUUCUGAAGCUGCUGUUCUCAAUGCAGAGAUUCCCAGUGGGGUUUCCUCUUUACUCAGGAUAUCGAGUACUUGGGCAGCUCUGCAUGUCAUAACUUUAUACAGACUAAAGUGCAAUUGUGUGCAUUCAUUACAUAGUUUGCCUUAGGACUAUGUGGAAUUUCUGUGGUUUGAGGUUUAUGUUUGGUAUAAUCAGUGUUCAUAAUUCACCUACUACUUAAUUUUACAAAAGUAUCCAUUUUGCUUUCUUUUUUUUUAAUGUUUAUUUGACUUGGUGAUCUUAAACCUACAGUGGAGCAGAUAAGGCUGUGCUGGAACGCUUAAAAGUUCUUUUAAUAAAGAUUUGGCUUCCA